AUGGGCACAUCGAUUAUUUUUCCGAAAACAGCAAAUCCGCAACGAGGAAUACGUGAGUUCCAUGAUCAGUGUCAUUACUAUGAUCGUGGCCUGGAACGAUUCGCCGAAUUACGCCGUAUGCCAUUGGAUGUUGCAGUGGAAGCAGUACGAAAUGAAACUGCAAAACUUAUUGAAUGCAACAGAUGGGAAUAUGAUCAGGAUGUAAGCCAAUUUCAAUUCGUUGCUGUUAUCUUUUCCCUUUAUGUCUUAAGGACCGUUUUUUUUUUUGGUUUUUUAAGAAUGGUUCUUGAGAAAUGA
This is a messenger RNA of Gongylonema pulchrum, 297 nucleotides long. Lineage: Eukaryota; Metazoa; Nematoda; Chromadorea; Rhabditida; Gongylonematidae. The record is from the annotation of a GenBank genome assembly.